AUUAUCAAUAACAAACAUGGCGGAAGCAAUAGAUCCAUCACAGUUCGAAGACGAUGAUGAUUUAGAUGAUGGAGAUCAACUAUUAGAAAAGAAGAAAAAGAUCUUUACAAAAGAAUUAAGGUGUAUGCUUUACGGCUUCGGAGAUGAUAAAAAUCCAUAUGCAGAGUCUGUUGACUUGAUGGAAGAUCUAGUGAUAGAUUUUAUCACUGAGAUGACUCAAAGAGCUUUAGAAGCUGGUAGGCAAGGUCGAAUUAGUGUUGAGGACAUAGUCUACGUGGUUCGAAAGGAUGUUAAAAAGUAUUCACGGGUCAAAGAACUAAUGAUGAUGAGCGAGGAAUUAAGAAAAGCUAGAAAGGCAUUUGAUGAAAUUAAGUUUGCUGGUAAAUGA
Messenger RNA from Dimorphilus gyrociliatus, 388 nucleotides. Lineage: Eukaryota; Metazoa; Annelida; Polychaeta; Dinophilidae. The record is from the annotation of a GenBank genome assembly.